AAGAGUGUAAUCAAAACGUGAUUGUCAAAGUUGCAUCAUGGCUCUGUGCGUGAGGGUUUUCCGCCGCUGGAAUCAUUUCAAAACCCUGAAGCAAUACGAAAAUGUUCCGAUCGCACCGGGAUGUCCUCAGUCUCUCGUGCAGCAAGUCAUUCCUGUCGGGGAAAAGUGCUACCUGGCGUGGCACCCCCAGCCACAGUUCCCGUAUGAACAUUCGAAGCCAAUUGUGAGGAAUUCCGUGGAAUCAGGUUCGAAUCUAAUCAACGACGAGCUGGUUUGUUCCGGCGCGAGCGGCUUGAAGGACAAACAUCCCGAGUUUGUUCGUGACGAGCUCGCCAAGGCAACCUUCACCACCAAGCACCGUUGGUUCCCACGAGCACGCGACAAGAAAGCGAAACGCACUCCCAUGGACCGGGAAUUUCUUUAAGCUGUUUCGUGGCUUAGUUGGCUUCUAGAUUUUUAAUUAAAAUAAUGUAAUGAAUAAAACUUUGUUUCUUGAAA
Molecule: messenger RNA, 498 nt
Organism: Culex quinquefasciatus (southern house mosquito)
Lineage: Eukaryota; Metazoa; Arthropoda; Insecta; Diptera; Culicidae
Gene: mRpL42
Product: 39S ribosomal protein L42, mitochondrial
Exons: 1
Coding region: 38-424 (128 amino acids)
Cellular component (GO): mitochondrial large ribosomal subunit
Source: RefSeq, a predicted model, not a curated record